Molecule: messenger RNA, 399 nt
Organism: Entrophospora sp. SA101
Lineage: Eukaryota; Fungi; Glomeromycota; Glomeromycetes; Entrophosporales; Entrophosporaceae
Source: the annotation of a GenBank genome assembly
AUGCCCGAUACUCGUGUUGUAGUUGGAAUAGAUUUUGGAACAACCUAUUCGGGAUUUGCGUACUCGCAUAGAGUAAACCCCGAGAUUGAAACAAAUCAAAUUUGGCCAACAGGCGUAAUGAACACAUUUAAAAUCAACACAGUAUUGAUGUAUGAUGAAAAUGGUGAUAAAAUUGAAUCGUGGGGUUUUAAAGCCUUGGUCAAUAAAAAAGCGAGAAGACGUAUCGAUGACUCAAAAGAUUCUAGACCUAUUGAAUUAUUUAAAUUACAUUUAGGAAGAGAUAUAGAAACUUCAGAAAACUUGGAAUCAAGAUUAAGCGAAGUUUCUACACAGAAUAGACUCGAUUAUAAAAAAGCUAUUACUGAUUAUUUGGGUGAAAUGGGUUUGUGUUUUUGUUAA